AUGGAAAAGAAAUGUAUGCCGCUUUGUAAGGAGUACUUCUACAAUCCCAAAGAUUCACACGUCAAGAAUUCCAGAUGCACUACGAUUCAGCAUCGUUCUGACGACAAUGCUGGGAUAUUCUUCUAUCUUCUAUUCUAUUCUAGGGACGGCAUACUCGGUGUUCAGGAGUUAAUACCGUGCGAGGCGUUUUCCGGUGACGAUUUGGCCGUGCCAGACAUUUGGGAAUCGCUCUAUCGACUCGGCUACGAUAACAGUCUUCAGCUUCAUUACGCAUGUCCGUUCUCGAUCUUGAUCGACUGCGAUAAUGAUGUGAUCACUGAGCCUCAAUUGACUAUCGUUACGAGAACCGAACGGGAUCAAAUCCUUCGUGGACUUUACUAUCAAGGGAAGUCGGACAGUGCGUCUGAUAUCACAGCGCACAUCUACGCGACUGAGUAUUUCGGAAUGAUGAUUGUCAAGAAUGAAAAAAAAGACGAAAAGAAAACCUACCGAAUCGAAAUCGCCGAAGAAAAGAACGUUAAAUGGAAUUUCGUUCACGGUCGCGACGAUAUCGACAUAACAACCUGUGGUGACUGGGUAAGUUGUACAUCAAGGCCAUUUCCGGGGUCAGCUGGCUUCUCGAAAACAGUCCUUGAGACCAAAAGUCGACAGAAUUCUGUGAACAAAGAAGGAAGUUGCCACUGUUGA
This is a messenger RNA of Cooperia oncophora, 687 nucleotides long. Lineage: Eukaryota; Metazoa; Nematoda; Chromadorea; Rhabditida; Trichostrongylidae. The record is from the annotation of a GenBank genome assembly.